CCCCUACAAACGACCGUCUAUCUACCCGGACACGUAAUGAGCCGAACCAUGUGAAUGAAGAUGGGGGACUGGAACUUGUUAGGGAGCAUCUUAGAAGAGGUCCACAUUCACUCCACCAUCGUGGGAAAGAUCUGGCUCACCAUCCUCUUCAUCUUCCGCAUGCUGGUGCUCGGCGUGGCCGCCGAGGACGUGUGGGACGACGAGCAGAGCGAGUUCGUCUGCAACACGGAGCAGCCCGGCUGCAAGACCGUCUGCUACGACCAGGCUUUCCCCAUCUCCCUCAUCCGCUACUGGGUGCUGCAGGUCAUCUUCGUGUCCUCCCCGUCCCUGGUCUACAUGGGCCACGCGCUCUACCGCCUCAGGACCCUGGAGAAGGAGAGGCACAGGAAGAAGGUCUCCCUGAAAGCCGAGCUGGAGGGGACGGACCCCGUCCAGGAGGACCACAGGAGGAUCGAGCGGGAGCUCCGGAAGCUGGAUGAGCAGAAGAAGGUGAGGAAGGCGCCCCUCAGGGGCUCGCUGCUGCGCACCUACGUUUUCCACAUCCUGACCAGGUCCGUGGUGGAGGUGGGCUUCAUCAUAGGCCAGUGCGCUCUGUACGGCAUCGGACUGUCUCCCCUCUACAAAUGCCAGCGGUUGCCUUGCCCCAACAGCGUGGAUUGUUUCGUGUCGCGGCCGACGGAGAAGAACAUCUUCAUGGUCUUCAUGCUGGUCAUCGCCGGGGUCUCCCUGUUCCUCAACCUCCUGGAGAUCUUCCACCUGGGGGUGAAGAAGAUCAAGCAGAGCCUGUACGGAUACAAGUACGGCGACGACGACAGCGUGUACAGGUCGAAGAAGAACUCCAUGGCGCAGCAGGCGUGCGUGCUCAACAGCUCCUCGCCGCAGAGGCUGAUGCAGCUCACGCAGACGCCCUGCCCCCGGGCGUCGGACGCUCACAGGAAGCCUUCGGAUCCCCAGGGCAGGGAGGCGCAGGCCCAGCGGGCGCCCUCGUGCAGCAGCGACGAGUCCAACGGGGCGCGCGGGCCGGGGCGCCCGCAGUACGCGGGGCCCCGGCCCACGCUGACGGGCGGCCACAUGGAGAUCCCGGCCGCCCUGAGGAACCCGCAGAGGAAGCACAGCAAGGUGAGCGCCUGCAAGGAGCUCAGCGACAUGAGCGACUCGCCCGAGAGCGACUACCACCCGGCGGGCAGGAAGUGCAGCUUCAUGUCCCGCGGCAUGUCGGAGAGCAAGCUGGCCUCCUCGUCCGACAGCGGCGACUCCCGCAGCGGGGGGGACGUCGAGGCCCAGCACUUCAACCAGGGGGAGAGUCCGCCGGUGACCCCGCCGCCUCCGUCCAGCGGGAGGAGGAUGUCCAUGAGCAUGAUAUUGGAGCUGUCUUCUAUCAUGAAGAAAUAAAUUGAAAAUGAGGAA
Pungitius pungitius (ninespine stickleback) is the source of this 1407-nucleotide messenger RNA. It is a transcript of the gene gja10b, whose product is annotated as gap junction protein alpha 10 b. Gene Ontology annotation, molecular function: gap junction channel activity. Gene Ontology annotation, biological process: cell-cell signaling. The record is from RefSeq and is a predicted model, not a curated record. The transcript has 2 exons. Lineage: Eukaryota; Metazoa; Chordata; Actinopteri; Perciformes; Gasterosteidae. Bases 55 to 1392 code for a protein of 445 amino acids. Gene Ontology annotation, cellular component: connexin complex.